ACUCGGGCAAAGCCUGCGGCGCAGGAGUCCAGCCGGCCCUGCCCUGCCCUGCUGCCCGGAGCGGCGGCGCGAUGUGAGGCGUGAGGGCCGAGGUCCCCAGGCACGCCAGCUCCGCGCCGCGCGGGCGACAGCAUGCGCUAGCCACACGGUGCCAGCAGCCGACAGGACCCCAGCAGCCCAUCCCUGACCUCCAGUGCCGGGCUCACACCCCCCUGCAGAAGCCGGGCUCCAGGACACCAUGGCGGCCAAGCAGCCCCCACCCCUCAUGAAGAAGCACAGCCAGACGGACCUCGUGAGCCGCCUGAAGACCCGCAAGAUCCUGGGCGUGGGCGGGGAGGACGACGACGGCGAGGUGCACCGCUCCAAGAUCAGCCAGGUCCUGGGCAAUGAGAUCAAGUUUGCUGUCCGCGAGCCUUUGGGGCUCAGGGUUUGGCAGUUUGUCUCUGCUGUGCUCUUCUCUGGCAUUGCCAUCAUGGCCCUGGCCUUCCCUGACCAGCUCUAUGACGCGGUCUUUGAUGGAGCCCAGGUCACCAGCAAGACCCCCAUCCGCCUCUACGGUGGCGCCCUCCUCAGCAUCUCCCUGAUCAUGUGGAAUGCCCUCUACACGGCGGAGAAGGUCAUCAUUCGGUGGACCCUGCUCACUGAGGCCUGCUACUUCGGGGUGCAGUUCUUGGUGGUCACUGCCACGCUGGCCGAGACGGGCCUCAUGUCCCUGGGGAUCCUGUUGCUCCUGGCCAGCCGCCUGCUCUUCGUGGUCAUCAGCAUCUACUACUACUACCAAGUCGGCCGGAAACCCAAGAAAGUCUAGCCGGCCAGGGAGCUGCGGGCCUGGCCAGGGUGGCUGUGGGGCUGCGUUCCCCUUUGGCUCCCGGGAGGCAGGAGGGGCCCCUGCUCCUGCCCAGGCAGCCGGUGGCACCUUCCUUCUCUCCCGGGAAGUCCCCAGAUGUGGUGACCUCUGGCCUUUGGGUUUGACAUGCCAGCUUGGGGGAGAUGGGGCCAUGUACCCCAGUCCUCACCGCACACAGUGGCACCUCCUUCCCUGGGCACUCUUGGCCCCCCGGUCCCCUCGCCAGGCACCGGCUGAGGGUCGUGGUCCCAGCAGCAAGGGCUGAGUGGGCUCCUCCCCGGGGAAGCCCCCUCUCGUGGGAGAGGCUGUGGGCUGCCACCCCCUGACCCCACCCACCCAGGGCCCCAGCAGCUGAACCCGACUUCUCUCUCUGCCUGGAGAACCUGAGAACUUGACCCUGGCCAGUGUCCCUCAGUCUGGGCCCUCCGCACACRGGGCCCCGCACCUGAGCACGCAGCCCCGCCGAGGGCCAGAGGGCUGUCUCUGAGCUGAGCUUUCUGCGAGGAUGGGCCACCUGCCGCUGGACGCUCUGGCCCCUCCCCAGGCCUGUCCACCUGGGUCUCGGGGGCCUUGCUCUGGGCACUCUGCCCAUGUCCUCCUCACACUGAUGGACACACGGACUUGUAAGCUGUGGGCUUAGAAACGAGGAAGAAAACACUUGGUAUCUCCUUGUCCUUUGGCAUGUCCUCCAGGCCUGGUGUUCCCCUGUCCCAGCCCCUUGUCCCCCACUCCUUCCCAGGUGCUGCUGCCUGGCCCCUGGCCGCCCUAGCGUGGCUGGGUGGGGCUCGGUGCCCUCAGGCUCUGCAGGGGCAGUAGGUAGUAGCUUUCCAGCCUCCUGUCACCUCCCCCUCCUCCCGAAUCGCCCUGGAGACGGCUGUCAGUGGCCCCUGGCGCUGUGGGGCCUGGUCUGGUUCCUCCGUCCUCGCCCCCCAGCRCUGCCUCCCUGCAGCACCCAGGCUGCCCGAGGAGUGGGACAGUGUCCCAGGGACAGGUGUGCAGAGCCCCCGCCCCGGGCUGGCCUGCCUCCCUUCUGGGGACAGCGGGGUUGGCAGUAGGUGAGGUGGCCUGCAGGUGCGGUCAGCCCAGCUGCUGCCACAGAGAUGGUGGCAGGUGCCCCUCUGCCUGGGGACCCUCCCCUGCCCAGUCUGUGCCUAGUGUCCCUGCAGCCACACACCCGGUGGCCUGUGUCCCGCAGAGCGGUGGCUGUACCGGGUUACGUAGCUGGGGAGAGGGCCUGCUGGUGGCCGGGCUGUGCUGCUGGUCGUCAUGGCCUGGUGGUGUGGGAGGGCGCUCCGAGUGGGCACCCUCUCCUGGCCCUGGCCCUGGCCCUUGGGUCUCCCACCUCCCACCUCCUGUGCUGAGCCUGGAGCCCGGCCCUGUCUGCGUGGACCUUUGAAGACCAGCUGGUCCCAGUGGUGACAGCUGGCCUGUCCUCCCCAGAGCUGCUGGACAUGUGGGUCCCAUCCCUCUGGGGAGACCCAAGCCCUCGCUGUGGUCAGGCCGCAGUGGCAUCUGCAUGGUGGGGGCCACCGGUCGGAGACACUGGGCUGCGGGGUGCGGAGGGCAGCCGGCCUUGGCCUGGGGGUGACAUGGAGGGUCACACGGCCCAAGUCGCACAUGGCACUGAGCCUGGGGAGCUGGGCGAGGGCACGGCCCACAGGAGGUCUGUGUGGCUUGGGGGCAGCAGGUGGGGGGACAUCAAGACGGGGAUGACGUGUGGCUGGGAAGGAGGCCAUGACAGGGCAGGGGUGGGCCCGGGUCUCAGGAGGGAAGCCGGGGGCCUCUGCCUUCGAGCUGGGGGUGCCCGGCCGCCCCUGC
Messenger RNA from Urocitellus parryii (Arctic ground squirrel), 2665 nucleotides. RefSeq names its product tumor protein p53 inducible protein 11 (gene Tp53i11). NCBI's taxonomy places the organism in Eukaryota, Metazoa, Chordata, Mammalia, Rodentia, Sciuridae. The record is from RefSeq and is a predicted model, not a curated record.